AUGGAUAUUUACAAGGAAAAGGUCAGUUUAUUUUACAAGGCAAAGUCCAUAGCUUCAUCUCUUUUUGGAAUAGUAUUAUGGUCAGCAAUCUUAUCAGCUCCCAGGCAAAUCUCAAUAUCUUCUGGUCUUAAAACCCUAGUUUACUCACAGAGAGAAUCAUCAUCUCAGUUUAUUGUCCAUUCUUAUACGAUAUCACCACCACCAUCGUCAUCAUCACUCUCAACAUCAGCAUCACUGUCAAUGUCUCUGUCCAGUAGUUUUUGCUCUUCUUGGUCUUCUAUGUUGGACGAUUUGAUCGGAACAGAUAGUGGAGUGCAUUUAGACCCCAGUGAAGAAGAAGCAGAAAUUCCAAGAAUGGAGAAAAUGGAGAAGUAUAGUAAUAAAUGCCACAAUCUUGGAAAGCGAAAUCAAGAAUUAUGCGAAAUGAAAAAGAAAUAUCCACCGCCAAUUCCUUUACUAGCAAGAACGUCCAAUUUGGAUGGUCACAUGCCUCGGAUUUUAACAAGGCACUAUUGUGAUGGAAGAUUAAUCCUUAGAGAGGAGAAAGUAAAGCAUCAUGAAUAUUUUGAAGCAUAUAGAGAAAAUGGUACUCUUAUCUUGAAACUUGUACAGUUAAAUGACACAGUUGAAUGUUGCCAUUCUUGUAAUUGCGAGAAAAAAGAGGAGAUAGAGAUGCAAGAUCUUCAACUUAUGGAAGAAGACGGGAGCCAAGAAGAUCAAGAAAGUAAUAAUCUAAUGGAGACCUUUUCAGAAUCUUGCUUGCCUAAGUCAUAUUAUAAUAACUUGGAGAAUGGAAGUGAAAUGAUGAUAUCGGCUUCUUAUUUAUCAUGCAAUAUUGCCAGUGCUCAUAGAAAUAAUCAAUCGGCUACUGCAGCUGCUAAUUUGGCCUUUACUCGUCCAAUGGCCGCUGUGGUUUAG
Jatropha curcas is the source of this 918-nucleotide messenger RNA. RefSeq lists its product as uncharacterized. NCBI's taxonomy places the organism in Eukaryota, Viridiplantae, Streptophyta, Magnoliopsida, Malpighiales, Euphorbiaceae. The record is from RefSeq and is a predicted model, not a curated record.